Bactrocera neohumeralis is the source of this 1310-nucleotide messenger RNA. RefSeq names its product box C/D snoRNA protein 1. The record is from RefSeq and is a predicted model, not a curated record. Gene Ontology annotation, cellular component: nucleus; pre-snoRNP complex. Gene Ontology annotation, biological process: box C/D snoRNP assembly; snoRNA localization; maturation of LSU-rRNA from tricistronic rRNA transcript (SSU-rRNA, 5.8S rRNA, LSU-rRNA). Bases 1 to 1233 code for a protein of 410 amino acids. The transcript is spliced from 4 exons. Lineage: Eukaryota; Metazoa; Arthropoda; Insecta; Diptera; Tephritidae.
AUGAAGCGCUUACAAGAAACAGUGGCGACUACGGAGUUGCCCGUACAGACUGAUAUUGAUAAGAAGAAGCGAGUUAAGAUAGAUAACUCUGGCACAUCAGAGGAAGAUGCUGAUAGCGAGGGAGAAGAGAGUAGCAGCAGUGAUAGUGAUAAUGAAGAAUUCAAUAGCAGCCAUCUCUUACCACGCCUUGGUAAAUGCGAAGUUUGCGCCGCUGUUAAUGCACGCUAUUGUUGCCCCAAAUGCGAGGUGAAAACCUGCUGCUUGCGUUGUGUGCAAAUACAUAAAAAGGAGCUCGACUGUGAUGGCAAACGUGAUCGCACCAAAUUCAUACCAAUUAGGAAAAUGACCAAGAUGGAUUUUAUGAGCGAUUACUACUUUUUGGAAGAAUGCACACGUUAUGUUAGUGAUCGCAAGCAGGAUACAAUCAAACGAUUCACACGUUACAAUAAAACAUUGCCAACACAUUUGUUUCGUUUGCGUGGUGCUGCUGCAGAACGCCAUACGGUGCUCCGAUUUUUGUUGCCUAAUUUUACUCGCCACAAAACUAAUACCACCUUCUUUGAUUGGAAUUUACGUAAAAUCUUUUGGCGCAUAGAGUGGGUGUUCGUCAAUGCGGGUGGUUUGCAGUAUGUAGACGAGCGUUGCGAUGAAGAUUUGAGAUUGGGACAGUUGUUGGAUAAAUAUGUGAAUUUAAAAAGCGCAGAAGUUGUGCCACAAAAGAAGGCUUUGGAAUACUAUCAAAGUGCAGGACUGAGCAAACUGAAGUUACUGCUAAAGGCGGAAGGUAUUAAGUGUUCGCGUACGCGCUAUUAUGCUUUAGAUGUGCGUAAAACAUUGAAAUCCAAUUUAGCGGGCAAAACAUUAGUAGAGUUUCCCUGCAUUUUCGUCAGCUAUGAGGAAAAUCCGGCGGGUUGUGAUAUUAUUGACAGCGAUGAAGACGUCGAAGCCGAGACCAAACGUCACGAAGCCACCAUAGAAGCCUUACACAAACAACGUUUAGUCGAGAGUUCAACAAAGGGUAAUAAUGCUGACACUGACGAGUUGCAAGCGGCGCAAGAUGCUGAAAAGCUGUCUAAUAUUUUAGCGGAGAAACGCCGUGAAGCACGCUCGCGCAAACGUGAGGAGUUUGAGAAAGCGCCCAACAAUUUCCUUUUCACUGACGAGCAAUUGUGGGAAAUGUUAUCGUCAUCAUCCUCAGGUGAAGAAACAGAAGAGGAGAACAGCAAAAGCUAACUAGCAAGUUAUGUCCAAACAAGUUUUGUGCAAAUUGACAUCAAUAUGUAUAUACAUACGUAAGUAGGUUUAAAUCA